UGCUUCUUUUUCUCUCGGCUCUUUCCCUGCGCGGAGGGCCGUAGGCAGCUAUGGCCCCCAGCCGCAAUGGCAUGAUCCUGAAGCCGCACUUCCACAAGGACUGGCAGCGGCGCGUGGCCACGUGGUUCAACCAGCCCGCCCGGAAGAUCCGCAGGCGCAAGGCCCGGCAAGCAAAGGCGCGCCGCAUCGCCCCUCGCCCGGCGUCGGGCCCCAUCCGGCCCAUCGUGAGGUGCCCCACGGUGAGGUACCACACCAAAGUGCGAGCCGGCCGCGGCUUCAGCCUGGAAGAGCUGCGGGUGGCCGGCAUUCACAAGAAGGUGGCCCGGACCAUCGGCAUCUCCGUGGACCCCAGGAGGCGGAACAAGUCCACCGAGUCCUUGCAGGCCAACGUGCAGCGGCUGAAGGAGUACCGCUCCAAACUCAUCCUCUUCCCCCGGAAGCCCUCUGCCCCCCGGAAGGGAGACAGCUCCGCUGAAGAGCUGAAACUGGCCACACAGCUGACCGGUCCAGUAAUGCCCAUCCGGAAUGUCUACAAGAAGGAGAAAGCCAGGGCCAUCACGGAGGAAGAGAAGAAUUUCAAGGCGUUUGCCAGCCUUCGGAUGGCCCGUGCCAACGCCCGGCUUUUUGGUAUCCGGGCAAAGAGAGCCAAGGAGGCUGCAGAACAGGAUGUUGAAAAGAAAAAGUAAAACACUGUUCGGACUUGUAAUAAAUCAGUAAAGCCGCCUCCCCA
Messenger RNA from Choloepus didactylus (southern two-toed sloth), 730 nucleotides. RefSeq names its product ribosomal protein L13 (gene RPL13). The record is from RefSeq and is a predicted model, not a curated record. Gene Ontology annotation, molecular function: structural constituent of ribosome; RNA binding. Gene Ontology annotation, cellular component: cytosolic large ribosomal subunit; ribosome. Gene Ontology annotation, biological process: translation. Bases 51 to 686 code for a protein of 211 amino acids. The transcript is spliced from 6 exons. Lineage: Eukaryota; Metazoa; Chordata; Mammalia; Pilosa; Megalonychidae.